UACAAAAUCAAAAUCCGACCGUCGUCGUCAUCCUCGCGCUCCCUCUCUCCAAAUUUCAGCUGUGUCUCUGAAAACCCUAAGCCGUUCAUCCUCAUUCUUCGUCGAUUGGAGAAGGAGAUAACAUCAAGUUAGUCCAUAGCUUCGAUUCAAGUUCGGCGUUGUUGUCUCUGUUCUCUUCAGCGGUCCUCUUACUUCGGCUCUUCGCACAGAGUCAUUUUCAGCUCUCUUGAAGGCCCAUUCAGUGCUGCAUUGGGUUGUUUGAUAACCUUCCUUGUAGUCUUGUGACACAUGAAACUUUCAACCAGUGUGCUUCGAUAAUUCUAUUGGUUUUUUGGGUGAACCAUGGGUUUUGAUUUGGAUCCCCUUGAUGAUGUGCUUCCUGAGCCUGCUGCUAUCAAUGCUCGGGCUGGGGGCAAGUUUCAACCAAAGGCAAAAGCCCGACCUAGAAAGGGAACAUCUGCCUCAGUUCCAUCAACUAUUUCUAAUGCUACAAAGGAAAAGAUGAUUAGGCCGACCACUACUGGCUCAGACACAACACAGUCUCUUCGCCCUAUCGAUGUUAUACAGAAUGGAUUAAAUGACACAGUUGGUUCAUCUCUAGAUACCUCAGAGAUUGGUAGGAGUAAAGAUACUUUGAAAGACCAUGAGGGUUUGGUUGGAGGAGUUUCAUUCACUGAUAACAAUAGAAGUCUGGCAUCAGUGAGUUCCCUGUCCCAAGUUUUUGCCUCUGGAGAGGAUGUGGGCACCACAGGUGCUCCCCCUUCAGAGACAGGUGCUCCACAUCCAGGAGCUAUAUCUGAUGGCAAUGGUGAUUGGCAUUCUAGCUUUGGGAAAAAAUUGAAAAAUUACGAGGGUUCUCCUUCAGAACUUCAAUUUCCUCAUGAAAGCAGAAGCUCAUUUCUAGUGAACCCCUCAUCUCAACUUCUUGUGGAGGAUUUGGGCUCCACGGAUGCUCUGCAUUCGGAGGUUGCUGCUUCUGAUGGCAAUGGUGAUUGGGUCUCUAGUUUUGGAAAAUCAGUGGGAGAGGCAGACACUCUGGGGUUUGAUUUGGACCCAUUUGAUGACAUUCUUCCUGGGCCUGCCACAAGCAAUGUUAGGGGUAGUGGCAAGUUUCAACCCAAGGCCAAGUCUCAACCAAGGAAGGAAACAUCUGCAUCAGUCACUACCACUCUCCCUGAUGUCAUAAAGGAAAAACCAGUUACACUAGCCUCCAUUGGCAUAGAUGCAGCACAGUCUGUUCAGCCGGCUAAUGUUGUAGGGGUUACAUUCUGUGAUGAUGAUAGAAGCUCUGUAAUGGUAAACCCCUCAGGUCCACUUGAUGCAAUAGAUGCUCUGCAUUCAGAAGUUGCAAUUUCUGAUGGCAAUGGUGAUUGGAAUUCUAGCUAUGGAAAAUCAACAGGAGAGAAUGCAGACAUAUUUUCUGGGUUGGAAUAUCUUGAUGAUUUUCUCUCUCAGCCUGCCACUGUGACAGUGAGUGCUGCAAGUAAGCCCCAACCUCAGGUUAACAUGAAUGCCCUCCCAGGGAACAAGUUCCUGGAAUCAUAUCCUGUUUAUACUGAUGCUGAAGGUCGGCUCUCUCCUUCAGAGGCACAAAAUCUUCCUGCUUCCAAUAACAAGGACAUAGGGGAGGAACCUGAAGAUCAAGCGGGUGGGAGGCAAGCUGAUGUCUGUAAAAAUGAUCAAGAUUUUCAGAUUGAUAAUAGAAGGUUGCAGCCAGAGGAAGUAGAGGCCUUUUCUGGCUUGGAAGCUCUAGAUAUUUUGUCAAAGGCCACCCUUGCAUCUGGGCAAGAUAUGGGAGAAAACCCAUCCCAAUCCAAGCUACAUACUGACAAAGAUAAACCUAGCUUUGAUGUGCCCCAUCCAGACACAGUUGAGUCCGUUUCAUGUUCACAGGAUGCUCAUUUGCUUCCAUCUGAAACUGAAUACAUGGAUGAGGACUCGAUUCCUGCUUUCCCAGCUGGUGAAGUUCUUGAUUUCUCAUCUGUGAGGUUCAGUGACUCUGCUUCUACAGAUCCUACCUAUGAAUUACCAGUGAACAAUAAAGACCUUGCAAAGAGUGCUAACUUAGAUGCUGCUGCUUCUGGAGAUGUGCAUUCAGCAGGGGCUGGUCCUAAAAUUCCUGGAAGUGAGAGUUCAAAGGGCAGAAAAAGAAAAACUUCGACAGGAUCUGUUCUCUCUCAAAAGGGCCAAAAAUCUUCCACAGCUGGUGACAAGAAUGAAACUGGGAAAUCAUCAAGGCGGCUGAGAAAACGGAUACCUACACGUGAACUUGUUGAUGAGUCUGAGGAUGAGGCUCGUGAUAAUGGGGCCAAGCCUGCUGAACCUCCUAUUAAUUCUGUUGCUGAUGAGGAUAGAAAUAGGGAUGAUGAGUGCAAGGUGGAAAAUUUAUCCCGAAAGAAAAGAGCUCCAAGAAAGUCAAUGAAAUCUGUUGCUGAAAAUGAAAAGCCAGUUCGGAAGCGUAAGAAUGCCAAUGAAACAGGGGACAAGUCAACCAAAGAACCUCCCAAGAAAUUUUCACAUUCUACCAGGAGGAAAAGAAGAUGUGUGGACAAGACUUUGCUUGAAACACCGGAGGAUGAAAUUGACCCUCAAAAGUUGCCCAUUAGGGAUCUAAUUGUUCUGUCAGAGAUGAGAGAGCGGAUGAAUAAAGAGGCCUCAUCAUCGAAAGUACCAUUGGCCAAUCAAAGUGCUGAUGAUUCUUAUCUGCAUGAUUCUUUUGAUAAUGGAUGGGAAACUGGUGCUACAGAACAGGGUAGGGCAUCAAAUGAUGAUGAAGAAAAUGUUAGGAUUCAAUCAAGUAGUCAUUACAUUAAUUACCAGUCUUACAUGGACAAAACACCCACUUCAAGAUGGUCGAAAAGUGACACAGAGUUGUUCUAUGAGGCUGUUCAGCAGUUUGGGACAGAUUUUUCUAUGAUAAUGCAACUUUUCCCUGGUCGAACACGUAAUCAAGUCAAGUUGAAGUAUAAGAUGGAAGAGCGUAAACAUCCAUUGAGGCUUUUUGAAGCUUCGACAAAUCGUGCCAAAGAUCAUUCCCAUUUUGAACUAGUAAUUGAGCAGCUGAAACAAGUUGCUGCUCAGGAAGAACAGAACUCAAAGCGGGAGAACUCAGUUGGUUUGACAGGUGUGGAGGAGGAGAUGGAAGAGGUGACUCUUGAAACUAAUGAAGGUGCAACAAAGUCUGACCAAAAUGAAGAAGGUGCCGUUGAAGAAGCUUUAGCUGAAGACAAGGAAACAGACGUUGCUGAAUUUGGUCCUGAGAAGUCUGAUGAAAGUGAUGAUGACCUGUAUAGAUGGAGUCAAUAUAAAAGUGAAUUAUAAAAAUUUCAAUCAUUCAAGAUCAGAUGCUCACUCUUGUUUCUAUUGCUUAAUGCUAUGAGAUGGUUAUAGUAACCAUCUAUCAAUAUUGGUUCUUUGUAAAUGCAGCAUAUUUAAGAUUGUGUUUGUGAAUUUACUCCACAUUUUUUGUCACCCAGAGUUUCAUUCUGGAGUCUUUUUUGCCCAUGGAUGUAUUUCACCUUUCCGAAGGCUGUGUGUACGAUGCUUCAUGGAGUCCUGCACUUCAUUUUGUAGUUGAGGUUCUACUUAUCAAUAUAUCUUAAAUUUUUUCAUCA
Messenger RNA from Vitis riparia (riverbank grape), 3614 nucleotides. RefSeq lists its product as uncharacterized. Gene Ontology annotation, molecular function: TFIIIC-class transcription factor complex binding. Gene Ontology annotation, biological process: RNA polymerase III preinitiation complex assembly. The transcript has 18 exons. The coding region runs from base 343 to 3321 and encodes 992 amino acids. The record is from RefSeq and is a predicted model, not a curated record. Lineage: Eukaryota; Viridiplantae; Streptophyta; Magnoliopsida; Vitales; Vitaceae. Gene Ontology annotation, cellular component: transcription factor TFIIIB complex.